Messenger RNA from Lethenteron reissneri (Far Eastern brook lamprey), 1629 nucleotides. Its product is annotated as thioredoxin-related transmembrane protein 1-like. Gene Ontology annotation, molecular function: disulfide oxidoreductase activity. The record is from RefSeq and is a predicted model, not a curated record. NCBI's taxonomy places the organism in Eukaryota, Metazoa, Chordata, Hyperoartia, Petromyzontiformes, Petromyzontidae. Gene Ontology annotation, cellular component: endomembrane system.
AUGGCGCCACCGCCGAACCCCGAGAGGAGUUCACGACGCACAUCGGCAACAACGACCGCGGCUCCGCCCCCCGCCGGAGGCUCCGCCCCCGCCGGAGGCUCCGCCCCCCGCCGGAGGCUCCGCCCCCCGCCGGAGGCUCCGCCCCCCGCGGGCGAGAGCGGCUUGGUGCGAGCGGCCGCCUCGAGGCCGCCCGUCGAUCCGCCGGGGGCGGUGUCGGUGAGGUUCGGGGCGGGGUCGGGCGGCGCUGCGGGGCGCGGCCUCUCGGCGGCGGCUUCGCGUCACCGCCGCCCCGAGGCCGCCGAGAGGCGACAGCGCGGGACGCGCUCCAGACGCGGACGACGCCUCAAGAUGUUGCCGCUCAAGAUGUUCGCCGUCUUCUCGACCCUGUUGUUGCUGCUGCUGCUGCCGCUGCUCGGCCACGCGGCGGUGGAGGAGGAGGAGGAGGAGACGGCGCUGAGUCGAGACAGCUGGCGGGACGUGCUGCAGGGCGAGUGGAUGCUCGAGUUCUACGCCCCAUGGUGCCCCGCCUGCCGGCAACUGCAGUCCGAGUGGCACAAGUUUGCGCAGACGAGCAAGAAGCUGGGCAUUAACACAGCCUCUGUGGACGUGACCCGCGAGCCAGGUCUAAGUGGGCGGUUCUUCAUCACGUCUCUGCCCACCAUCUACCAUGUGCGCGAUGGAGAGUUCCGUCAGUUCUCGGGUCCAAGGAAAGCGGCGGACUUAAGCCGCUUCGUGUCGGCACGCCAGUGGGAGCAGGUGACUCCUGUGUCGGCGUGGAAAGCGCCUCCGUCCAUUCUGAUGACAGGGAUGUCCUGGCUCUUCCAGCUCUCCAUGUGGAUUCGGCAAAUGCACGGCUGGCUGACGGAGACGCUGGGCCUCCCCACGUGGGGCUCCUAUGUGGUGUUUGGUCUGGCAACGCUGCUGCUGGGCCUGUGCCUCGGUCUGGUGUUCAUCCUCCUCGUUGACCUCCUAUUCCAGCCGAAACGGAAACAUCUGGUGCCCUCCGAGAAAGAAGAGAAUGCUUCUGAAGGCCAAGCAGAAGAUGAGGUCGAAAGAGUUGAACUCGGCGGACAGGGAGAUGAAAUCGUUGAUAACGGCGAUAGUCAGGCCUCGGACACGGAGGAUGGGAACAUUGGCGUCCAGGACGGGGACCCUGCCAGCUCAGAGGAAGAAGUUGGGCAGUUGGAUGAUGGCGCCGGAGAUGCUGGGGCCACGCUGCGCAUGCGACGGCCACAGCCCGGGGCCCAGGGGCUGGAGGAGCCUUAAAGAACGGGGCUUGGGGAGGCGUUUCGAGUGGAAUUGUAUCCAUCUGCUUGGCUUGUGUGAGUGGUGUGCUGGAUCACACCCUUUCAUUGCGCCUAUUAGACCCCAGCUCAACACCCCCAGCCCUCUAUCCCCUGCAUUUACAUCGCCGGCGUACUAUAGGAAUGUGGUAAUGCGCCUAGGUAGGCAAGGGCUUAGAUACAUAUUCUUAGGUUUUUUCGGUAAAGUCACGUAGGUAAAACAUCAAAAUUAAUGAAAAUAAAAUAAAACAAAAAUCACGACGUUUCGGAGGCAACACAAGUCUCCGUCAUCAGGUGGGACCGUCAUUUUCGUUCUUGUCUUUCAUGUGUAUCAGGCCUCCCCUCC